Perkinsus marinus ATCC 50983 is the source of this 4171-nucleotide messenger RNA. Its product is annotated as Cation-transporting ATPase, putative. Gene Ontology annotation, molecular function: ATP binding; ATP hydrolysis activity; P-type transmembrane transporter activity. Bases 1 to 3882 code for a protein of 1293 amino acids. The transcript has 4 exons. NCBI's taxonomy places the organism in Eukaryota, Perkinsozoa, Perkinsida, Perkinsidae. Gene Ontology annotation, cellular component: membrane. The record is from RefSeq and is a predicted model, not a curated record.
AUGAAUACUUUGGGGUUUCAUUCAACCACAAUUGCUUUUGUGGUGUAUCGGAAGGUACGUACUAACCGGCUCUUUGCAGAUGAGAGCGAACUGAGUGAAAAGGCCGUCGCGAUGGGUCUGCGUCGGCUGACCUUCCACAGUCCUGAUGAACGCGAGCGACUAUUCGUUCAGUCGGGACAUAGACGAUGCUGGAUAGGUUCCUUCCUACUCGUAGGGUGGUGCGCGGUUCUUAUCUGUUCUGGUGUUAACAUGGUGUUCUUCGCGAUCAUCUCGUAUUUCCCUGAUGUUCUUACAAGCUGGGGUACUGACUGGAAUGGUGUCAUGGGUCCCUGGCUUUACGUAUUCGUUCUCUUCCACGUAUUGGCUGCAAUAAUGAUUACGUUCUUCCACGUAAUGCGAGUCAAUUUUAUGUUGCCUGAGGUCAGCAUGAGGGAAGCCACGCACGUCCUUAUUGAGGAGGAAGUAGACGCCAUUGACGAGAGCGAUAUGGUUGAUCCUGGAAUGACCGAUGAUGAAGCUGUUCCUGGUGUCUUGAGGCAGCUCGUCGAUGGUUGGAACGACAUUAAGAACAAGUAUAAGCAAGCUUCGUGCACUACUCUGGUACCUGUUAUGGUCGAUAAGGAGACCAAGCAUCGUGGGUUCGAGUACACCUGUGUACGCUAUCUGUACGAUGAGGAUGACGAUCGUUUCCGUCCAGUAGGCGCUGCUGAGAAGACCGCUGAUGAAGCUCACGCUUUGCUCAAGGCUGGUGGGUUGACAUUCGAAGAGGCCAAUGAUAUGGAGAAGGUUACCGGUCCGAAUGCUAUCAGGGUUAGGGUACCGGGAAUACUCGAGAGCAUCUUGGUGGAGUUCUGUGAUGUCAUAUACGUCUUCCAAUCCAUCGGUGCUUGGUCUUAUGUCGCUUUCUCUACUUGGAACAUCGGCAUCAUCUGGUUGGCUAUGAUGCUUGGUGCUGGUCUCAUCCGAGCCUUGUUCAUCGUUCGAGUCAGUCAGAAGAAGAUCGCUAACAUGGCUAAGCUUGAGACUCGUGUGCACGUCCUUAGGGACGGGGAGUGGGUCGAAGUAGGAUCCCAGGAUGUAGUUCUGGGUGAUCUGGUUCGUGUCGAAGAGCAAGAUCCACUACCAUGCGAUGGUAUCGUUGUAAGCGGUACUGUCAUUGUUAAUGAGUCGAUGUUGACGGGUGAGCCAAUGCCUAUCCAGAAGUUCCCUCUUGAGGAUCUUCCUGGUGCUUCGGUUGGUCAGAAGAAUUGUGCAUAUGCUGGUACGAUCUGUAUGCAGUCUACUGGUUCCUUUGACGGCAAGGCUGUGAUGUUGUGUACUGCCGUGGGUGCUCUCACGAGCAAGGGUCAACUGGUCCGAAUGGUCCUGUUCCCCCAGUCUGUGAGGUUCAAGUAUAACGAUCAACUGCCAAUAAUUUAUACCAUUAUGUUCUGUUAUGCUAUGUUGAUAACUGUGCUAUAUGCCACCCUCACUGAUCUGGGAUCAUGGAUUGUUACGGUAUUACAGAUACUCAACACGAUUGCACAGUCUAUGAAUCCCAUGCUCCCAGUGUCGAUGGUCAUGGGACAAUCAGUGUCAUCCAAGAGGCUCGAGAGGAACGAGAAGAUCGCCUGUUUGCAACCUGGGAGAAUACCCGUCGCUGGUAAGAUAUCCACCAUGGUGUUCGACAAGACGGGAACGAUUACGAAGGAUGGGAUGGACUUCGCGGCGGUGAUCCCUGUGGACCUGGCAUCCGGUGCUUUCCUCGAUCGCGUGGUCUUCGACAAUGAUCUGCCUGUUGGUGACGAUACGAACCAUCAUGUUGUGGCCGAAAAGGUUCCCUUGGUGUUGCAAUAUGGUUUGGCCUCGUGUCACACUGUCACAUCGCUCCGUGAUGGUAGUCUAGUGGGUAAUCAUGUGGAUGUUGCUAUGUUAACUACUACUGGUUGGUCAUUGCCUGAUCCUGAUUCGGGAAGCAGUGUUAUUAGGUCUCCAGCUGGCGUUGCCUCUCAUAAGCUGGAGGUUGUGAAAGCUCUUGACUUCGACCACAAACGUAUGACCUCAGGCGCGGUUGUCCGUGAUUUGGACACCAAGGAAGUUAUGGUCAUCGUGAAGGGUUCUUAUGAGCGAAUUCAUGCUCUUUCUGUUAAAGAUUCUAUCCCUGCUGACUUCGUUACAGUCUCUGAGGGAUGUGCUGCUGACAACUUCUACACUCUAGCCAUGGCCAUCAAGACUAUGCCGAGUUCGAUCUCUGAUGAGGAAGUCGUUUCGACAAGUCGCGAUGAGCUCGAGGAUGGUCUGAGAAUGUGUGGUCUGCUGCUAUUCCGUAACGAGAUGAAGCAUGAUUCGCCCGCUGCUAUUCAAGCUCUCAAGGAUGGUAACGUACGUAGUGUCGUGUGUACUGGUGAUAACGUAUUAACGGGUGUUGCUAUUGCUAAGCAAUGCCAUAUUCUUGAUGGUGACGCUAAAGAAGGGAGGAUACUUAUUGGAGAUCUGAACAAGGAGAUUAAUGAGAUAGUGUGGUCGGACUCGGACACUGGUGAACGGGGAUGCAUACCUGUUCCUGGUGUUGAUCAGCUAGCUGUCACACAAGGUGCAUGGAGAUACCUACAUUCUCACAGAGAGAAGUUGGAAUUCAUAUGGGAAGACAUUUUCGUGUUUGCCCGUAUGAAGCCAGAGGAUAAGGUUAACGUAACGAAGUACCUUCAGUCUCGUAAGCUUGUUGUUGGUAUGUGUGGUGACGGUGGUAACGACUGUGGGGCUCUUCGUGCUGCUCAUGCUGGUAUGGCCUUAUCUGAUGCCGAGGCUUCUAUGGUAUCGCCAUUCAGCUCUGGUCGUGAUGGGCGCUCCCUCUUUACAGUUGUUGAUAUGAUUCGUGAAGGUCGCGCUUGCCUUACUACUCAGUUGGCCACUUACUCCUUCUUUAUUGUCUAUGGAUAUGUGUUAACCUGUAUUCGUCUAUCCGGUACCAUCAUUGGUAACAUUAACGUCGGCGAAUGGGUGUGGUUGACCAUGGAUAUAAUGAUUGGUGUAAUUAUGGUAUGGACGAUGACUUUAUCUGGCCCGACUAAGAAGUUGGCCAAGUUCCGCCCUACAGCUUCCUUAUUGGGAUGGAGAACCAUCCUUGCUUGCGCUGUGCCAAUUGUCUCCUAUUAUACCUUCCAGAUCAUCACAUAUGCUGUUCUAUGGUCUCCCUACAACUCGAGCUGGUAUCAAUAUGUGAACACACUAGACAUUGAUAUCCCUCCUAAAGACUGGAUGAAGAAGGGUGAUAACUACGACGCUCCUCCUCAAGUGUUCAUGUUGUUUACUGUGCUCGUCACACAAGCUUAUGUUGCUACGUAUGGUGGUCACUUCAGAAAGAACAUAGUCUUUAACUGGGCAAUCAAUAUCCUGUAUGGUUGUUUCCUCGUUAUGAUAUUCUGUCUGCUAUGGGAAGAGCCGAGCGAUUUCCCCUGUGUCUAUCGUGUCAACUGUGACACAGGAUCAUCGCUCGAGACCAAAGACAUUCCCCUUAUCUCGCAGUAUUCUGUUGGCGAUAUUGGUGGUUGUUUCUUGGGUCCCCAAGUUCGCACUUACCAGUUGUCGACUCCCGCAAUGGACAGCUGGAUUCCCGAUCCAGCAUAUGAUUGCAGACCGAAUGGUCCGGGUUCCGACAUUGCUAUUGAGGAGUACCCCUGGUCAUCACCUGAGAUCUCAACACUUGGUUAUGAUGGGCCUAACAACGCCUAUCCUAGAAGCUAUCGCCUUGCGAUGACUUGGAUACUGGUCGGAUAUAUAGUACUUCAGCAUUUAUUCGUCCAGUUCGGUUUGCUGGGUCCUGUAUCGGCAUACCUGAGAAAGCUCCAAAUGCGUCGAAAUGAUAGAGAGGCGGUUGUCGAUGAGAAGGAGACGAGUGAUUAGGUUCUCCCUCACCGAGAACAUGUUCCUUCUUAUUCUGAAGCCAAACUUUCUCCUAUUUUUUGCUCAUAUGAAUUGAGCCUUUUUCGUGCAUCCCUUAUGCGGGAUUCGCACGCUCUUUACGACACGAUUGAUCGAGAGACUUAACGGAAUAACUCUCUCGGUUUCUAAGUGUCGUCUCAUCUCUGUUUACUCGACAUUCUUAGCAAGUCUUAUUGCGUUUAGAAAAAACCCUUUCAAGAGGAAGUAUCUCUACUUCUAUCUUGGUCGGGUAUUGCUCUGCGACUAGCAG